This is a messenger RNA of Phyllostomus hastatus (greater spear-nosed bat), 726 nucleotides long. RefSeq names its product DnaJ heat shock protein family (Hsp40) member C15 (gene DNAJC15). Bases 127 to 576 code for a protein of 149 amino acids. Gene Ontology annotation, biological process: protein import into mitochondrial matrix. The record is from RefSeq and is a predicted model, not a curated record. Gene Ontology annotation, molecular function: ATPase activator activity. Gene Ontology annotation, cellular component: PAM complex, Tim23 associated import motor. The transcript is spliced from 6 exons. Lineage: Eukaryota; Metazoa; Chordata; Mammalia; Chiroptera; Phyllostomidae.
UGACCCGCCCUCCACUAGCGCAGGUGCAACCUCCUCUAAACCCUCGAAGCAACCCGUCUAGUUUGUCCCUGCGGCCCUCCCGUACGCGGCACCGAGGCUCAGCGCGUCCCUCUCAGCCACGUUGUUAUGGCUGCGGGUGGUGGUGGGAGCUCAGCCUGCGAGGGCCUGCGGUACGCAGAGUACUCGCUGCCCUCCAGCAAACGGCCGGACUCGGAGAUCGAUCAAGGACUGGCAAGAAGCCUGAUAGCUGUAGGACUGGGUAUUGCAGCUUUUGCAUUUGCAGGUCGCUAUGUAUUUCAGAUCUGGAAACCUCUACAACAAGUCAUCACAGAAACUGCAAAGAAGAUUUCAACUCCUAGUCUUUCAUCCUACUAUAAAGGAGGAUUUGAACAGAAAAUGAGUAGGCGAGAAGCUAGUCUUAUUUUGGGUGUAAGCCCAUCUGCUACUAAGGCCAAGAUUCGAACUGCUCACAGAAGAAUCAUGAUUCUGAAUCACCCCGAUAAAGGUGGAUCUCCAUACUUAGCAACCAAAAUAAAUGAAGCAAAAGACUUGCUAGAAGAAACCUCCAAACACUGAUGCUCAAGGACUGCUCUGAAGGGAAAAAGCAGGGGGGUUAAAAACAAAGUCUAGCAAAUUUUCAAAACCACCACUGUCCUAAUUUUCAUACACGUGCUAACGAUAAAUAAUUUAUUCACUGUUAAGUGGUAUAAUAAAAGAUUAAUAAUC